Molecule: messenger RNA, 567 nt
Organism: Paramecium sonneborni
Lineage: Eukaryota; Ciliophora; Oligohymenophorea; Peniculida; Parameciidae
Source: the annotation of a GenBank genome assembly
AUGAUUACUUAAGACAAAUUAAAUUUCCUCAACACACUACUAGAUUAAGAACUUUAACAAUUAACUAAAAGUUGUAAUUUAAGAGAUUUACACAAUAAAAUUUAAUCUCUUGAAUCUCAUAUACAACUAAAUAUUGAUAAAUAACUUGGUUCAUAAUAAUCAAUUAUUGAAAGAGCAUUUCCAACUUUAGGCAUUAAAGAUUCAGAUGAUGAUUUCACUCCAUUCAAAUAAACUUAAAGAAAAUCUACACCUAUAAAACCAACUUCUUCAAAACAUAAAAAAUAAUCAAUCCAAAACAAAAAUAGUUUAUAGAAAGGUUCAUUAGAAAAAAAUAAUGCAAAAGCUUUAACUAUUGAGAAACAAAAGAAUACAGAAUUGUAAUCUGAAGUUAAAUUAUUGACUAAAAAACUAACAAAAGCCUAGACAACAAUUACAUAAUUAAAAUAAGAGUUGUUAGAAAAUGAAAAAUAUAAAGAAAACUAUAUCAAAAGUGAAUCUAUUCGAUAACAAUAAAAAGAAUUGAUAUAAUGUUUAAAAAAGGAAAUAGAUCAACUCAAAAGAAAAUGA